This is a messenger RNA of Hevea brasiliensis (rubber tree), 1457 nucleotides long. RefSeq names its product serine/threonine-protein kinase ZRK1-like. Gene Ontology annotation, molecular function: protein serine/threonine kinase activity; ATP binding. The transcript has 2 exons. The coding region runs from base 56 to 1309 and encodes 417 amino acids. Lineage: Eukaryota; Viridiplantae; Streptophyta; Magnoliopsida; Malpighiales; Euphorbiaceae. Gene Ontology annotation, cellular component: plasma membrane. Gene Ontology annotation, biological process: protein phosphorylation; cell surface receptor signaling pathway. The record is from RefSeq and is a predicted model, not a curated record.
UUCAUGACUACUUGGAGGAUAAGGCAUUGACGAUCAUCAUUGACUUGUUAAGUAUAUGAAUAAGCAAUCAAAAUUAUUAUUUCAUCUUCACACAGACAAGAGAGAGGAAGGGGAAAAAAUAAUCUUGUUAAUUCUCCAUUUGAAUCUCUUAGCUGGGCAACAACAUUCUGCUGCUCUCUGUCUCUCUCAAGGAUUAGAAAAGAUUUGGGAGAAAUUAAUUAGGUGCAAGCUGCAGUCAGCAUGUUUAGUUUAUAUGGACAGGCAAGGCAAGAUGAUGAGAUGCUUUAGAGGCAACAAGGAUGAGAUUGAGAGAGAGAGAGCAUUAAUGAGAAAUGGAGGAAUGUUGUUAGAAAAGUCGAUAGCCAUUAAUAAUGGCAGAGGUAAUCCUAUCCGUUCAUUUUCUAUCCAAGAGAUUAACAAUGCAAUAAAUAACUAUGAUCCAAAUCAAAGGUUUGUAAUUGUAAGGGACGGAAUAUACGAAAUGUAUAAGCGUUUUCUGCAAGACCGCCCGGUAAUCGUGAAAAAGUAUGACAAUAAUGAAAUUUUAUUGGAGGGAUCUAUCAAUGAGAUAGUGUUUGCAUCACAAAUGAGUGCGCAUAAAAAUGUUCUCAAACUCUUAGGUUGCUGCUUGGAGUCCCCAAUUCCUAUUCUAGUUUUUGAACAUGCGGAGAUGGGAAUUCUUGAUCAUUACAUUUUUAAAUAUGUUGAAGAUUUGCGACCUUUAUCAUGGAAGAAUAGGUUGAAGAUUGCAGUUGAUGUGGCUAAUGUGAUUGCUUAUCUUCACACUGCAUUCCCAAGGCCUAUUGUUCAUAGAGGUAUCAACCCCAGAAAUAUCCUGCUGGAUGAAGACUACAGGGCCAAAUUGAGUGAUUUUUCAUCAUCCAUAUCAAUUCCGGAAGGUAAAACCCACAUAGUGACGGAACCUUUGAUAGGGACACGUGGAUAUGUAGCUCCUGAAUAUUUUUUUGAAGGCAAGUUUAGUGAGCAGCUUGAUGUUUUUAGUUUUGGUGUACUAAUGUUAGAGCUUUUGACUGGAAAAAGAACGUUCGAGCCAUUGGAUUAUGGCCACCUAGAUUUGCCUUUUGUGGAGAUUUUCGAAAAAUGUAUGGAAGAAAAUGAAAAGUUAGACAAGCUUAUGGACCCUAUAAUUAUUGAAGAGGGGACAUGGUCUGGGAAAGAGCAGCAACUCAAAGCUUAUGCAAGGCUUGCCCUUCAGUGCAUGUGCGAAAGAAGUGAAAAUAGGCCAGAAAUCACUGAAGUUGGCAAACAACUUAGACAGAUUUAUCAAUCCCUAAUUUCUUCUUGUUGAUCAUCAAGAUUAGCUUUUUAUUUUUUUUUAUGCAAUUAUAUCAGUAGCAGUCAAAUGAGAUGUUGUUUCUAAUUUUCUAUUAUUUAUUAUUAAUGUAAAAUAACUUUUUAAAGUGUAUGCUUUUAAUUCGAUUCUCUCCAUUUAAUCA